AUGGCUUCCGAGAUCGUCAAUGGCGACAUCUUCACCCUUGCAGAUAUAGAUCAACACUACUCGCCAGGGCUGGACGCGCGACGGUUGAAUUCUGCCAGUAGAAUCAACACAGAAAGGUCAAACUCGAGCACAGAAAUGCCGCGGGACGGCUUUGGUCACUUCGAAAACUCUUCUCGGGCUCAGCCUACAAGGCCACCUCAUCUUCGACGUCGGAUCACGAUUGGUGGUUCGGCGCAGCGUGUAAAAGGCGACGAGCACAGUACUUGGCCGCUGGAUGCAAGGAAUCGUCCGGCCAUUCGUCCCGCCGGAGAUUCCGGUCUGCUGUCUGUGAAAAGUCAUUACCCCCCGACCAGCUGGAGGCCCACGCCAUCCACUCACGCCAGCAUCUCAGAUGUUGAGGAGAACGGGAUGUCAGAAGGCAGUUCGAGUGGUGACAUGGACGGCGGAUACACGAAGUCGGAUGCCGCUGUCAGCCUCGGAAAGCUGUGUCUCAACCCGACCUUCUCAACCAGCACAAGGACUUCCAACCCAGUGAGAGGUCCUCAAUCCUCUUCCAACCAGACUUCUCCAGCUCGAUCAAAUUCUCGUCAUCGUUACAGCAUAACAUUCUCCCGCUCCGCCGCCUCAGCAAAUUCAGAAACCCUCCAAAACAGGGUGACGCGCGCCUCGGCUUCAAGUCGACGAGCUUCGUCUGGACCGGCCACCCUGCCAGAUCCAGACACUGCUUACGCCCACACUUACUACUAUACUGUCUGUGCCCACACGUCCCCCCCGAUGUCGCGUCCCCUCAACGUGCAGCCGACACCUGUGCCCUACCGCAAAGGCCUUCUGGCGUACCCGCCGUUCCAUCUCCGGGCUUACAGUGCUGAUCCAGCAAUUCCUCCUCCGACAAUUUAUGUGCUCGAGGGAUCAUGCUCCCACUGUGAUAUCACAGUGCGACGUGACGCCGAGUCGAGGGUGCUGGACAGGUACACUCAUCAACUGGAAAACCUUUAUAUUCAAUUGAAUCUGCUGCAAAAGGACAUCGCCAUUGAAAGUUGCAAUGUGUCACUCCCGGCAAGAAGCGACAAUGCCAUAACCACAUUUUCGUUUCCAUCGACACUGGAACUUAAGCCGGAGGCGACCCAAGCAAUUCUCGAGAUUGAAGAUCGGCUGGACCAAUUGAUCAGAAAGCGCGAUCAGGAAGUAAAACAGAUUUGGAAAGGAUAUACGGCGAGGUGGGGUCCAGCAACGGUUGGCAUUCACCGCGAAAACAAGUCUCGUGGCCGCAGUCGACCAGGAACUGCCGACACGCGAGGUAGUGUGUCCCAGGAUACGGCGGGCUCAACGACGACCAGCUUCGGCGUCCCUUCUGAUGAUCGCAGUCCCGGACGAACUCACACAAUGACCACAUUGAGCACACAUCCCACGAUGCCACCCUCUCGUCUGAGCCGGAAUAGGAGCUACGAUACCCGACCACGCGCUAAUUCUGUCGGCGGUCCACAGGAACGAUACUCCCAUGGGACGUACGGGGUUAGUGUCGACUCGUCAGUGGAUGGCAUCAGAGGACGGGGCCGGAUGGUGGUUGAUUGGAUCCGGCCGGGGCAACAGGAAAGCAGGGGCAGGAGUAUCGUUCAGGCGACCAGUCGGCCCAGCAGUCGGCACGUGCCAAAUGCAUCAAGAUAA
Fonsecaea erecta is the source of this 1665-nucleotide messenger RNA. RefSeq lists its product as hypothetical. Lineage: Eukaryota; Fungi; Ascomycota; Eurotiomycetes; Chaetothyriales; Herpotrichiellaceae. Bases 1 to 1665 code for a protein of 554 amino acids. The record is from RefSeq and is a predicted model, not a curated record. The transcript has a single exon.